UCGUUUGCACCGUGCAUACUCCUCUGACCAAUUUUGCAUUAUAUAUAGCUCGCCUGAGCGUGGAGAUCCAGAGCACGAGAUCCACGAAGCGAAUUUCUAGAACUGAUCUCAUCUUGGCUUCUCUCCUGCUUGACCUCAGCAGUGUGCUUUGUUUCAGUUCACUCGAAAGGUGUGUUACCCAAAUAAGUUAGCCAUGGCCAGCAACGCCACAUCCUCUGCCGCCGACUCGACGGUGCCGCAGCCGCCGCCGUCGCAGGGAAAGCUCAUCACGAUACUGAGCAUCGACGGCGGCGGCAUCCGUGGGCUCAUCCCGGCCACCAUCAUCGCCUUCCUCGAGGCCAAGCUCCAGGAGCUGGACGGGCCCGACGCGCGGAUUGCAGACUACUUCGACGUGAUCGCCGGGACGAGCACCGGCGCGCUGCUCACGUCGAUGCUGUCGGCGCCGGGGGAGAACAAGCGGCCGCUUUUCGCCGCCAAGGACCUCAACACGUUCUACCUCGAGAACGGCCCCAAUAUCUUCCCACAGAGAAAGGCGGGGUGGCUGACGCCGGCGGCGAACCUGAUAGGCACCAUGAGAGGGCCCAAGUAUGACGGCGUGUUCCUGCACGACAAGAUCAAGGGCCUGACCCACGACGUGAAGGUCGCGGACACGGUGACCAACAUCAUCGUGCCGGCGUUCGACGUGAAGUACCUGCAGCCCAUCAUCUUCUCCACGUACGAGGCCAAGAACGACCAACUCAAGAACGCGCACCUCUCCGACAUCUGCAUCAGCACGUCGGCGGCGCCCACCUACUUCCCCGCGCACUUCUUCACGACCCACAACGACAAAGGUGAGUCCCGAGAGUUCCACCUCGUCGACGGCGGCGUCGCGGCCAACAACCCCACCAUGGUCGCCAUGUCCAUGCUCACCAAGGAGGUGCUUCGCCGGAACCCGGACUUCAACCCGGGCAGGCCCACCGAGUACCAGAACUACCUCAUCAUCUCCGUCGGGACCGGGUCCGCCAAGCAGGCGGAGAAGUACACCGCGCCGCAGUGCGCCAAAUGGGGCCUACUCCAGUGGCUCUACCACGGCGGCUUCACCCCAAUCAUCGACCUCUUCUCCCAUGCCAGCUCCGACAUGGUCGACAUCCACGCAGCCGUGCUCUUCGAGGCCCUCCAUUGUCAGAAGAACUACCUCCGCAUCCAGGACGAUUCGCUGACCGGGGCCACGUCGUCGGUGGAUAUCUCGACGAAGGAGAACAUGGAGGCGCUGAUCGGGAUCGGUCAGGGCCUGCUCAAGAAGCCGGUGGCGAGAGUGAACAUUGACACGGGGAUGUACGAGCCCGUCGACGGCGAGGGCACAAACGAGCAAGCGCUUGCCCGCUUCGCCAAGAUUCUCUCUGAGGAGCGCAAGCUGCGGACCUCAACUUCUACUAGCUAGCCUAGUCUGGCUGUUGCUGCUUGGUGCUUGCCAAGAAAUUCAGCACAAGAAGAAGCAAAUUAAAAGAAGGAUGGUUAUUAUGUACCUACAGCCGAUCAUUAGGUGUAUUGCUUGAAUAAUUGAUUUUCCAAAUUAAGGCGACAUACAUACGGAACCAAUAAACAUUUAAGUGUUGUACUAUGGCAAUAUGUGGCAUGUUCCAGAUUUU
Molecule: messenger RNA, 1628 nt
Organism: Phragmites australis (common reed)
Lineage: Eukaryota; Viridiplantae; Streptophyta; Magnoliopsida; Poales; Poaceae
Product: patatin-like protein 1
Exons: 4
Coding region: 194-1420 (408 amino acids)
Biological process (GO): lipid metabolic process
Molecular function (GO): glycerophospholipase activity; monoacylglycerol lipase activity
Source: RefSeq, a predicted model, not a curated record